GCGAAGUGGGGAAAAGGACGGCGCCGCGCAUGCGCCACAUUUAUGUUGUUGUUUGUGGCGGUAAGAUGGCGGCGCUCGGAGACGCCUCAGCUCCGGGGAUGAAUGGGUUAAUACAACAAUUCACAGCAAUAACAGGAGCCACAGAGAGUGUCGGGAAGCAUAUGUUGGAAGCAUGCAACAACAACCUGGAGAUGGCGGUGACCAUGUUCCUGGAUGGAGGCGCAAUAGCAGAGGAGCCCAGCACCAGCUCCAGUUCAGCAGCUUCAAGCAGCAGAGCUCCACCUGAAGAUGAAGUACGAGCACCCAUUCCACAGAAGCAGGACAUAUUGGUGGAACCGGAACCACUGUUUGGAGUGCCAAAGCGAAGACGACCUGCUCGAUCAAUAUUUGAUGGUUUCAGAGACUUCCAAACAGAAACAAUCCGCCAGGAACAGGAGCUGCGUAACGGUGGGACAGUGGAUAAGAAACUUAGCACCCUGGCAGACCUUUUCCGUCCUCCCAUUGAGCUCAUGCACAAAGGCAGCUUUGAGACGGCAAAAGACUGUGGGCAGCUGGAGAACAAGUGGCUAAUGAUCAACAUUCAAAAUGUUCAGGACUUCGCCUGUCAGUGCCUGAACAGAGAUGUUUGGAGUAACGAUGCAGUGAAGACCAUAAUCAGAGAGCACUUCAUUUUCUGGCAGGUUUAUCACGAUAGUGAAGAGGGACAAAGAUACAUUCAGUUUUAUAAGCUGAACAAGUUUCCCUACAUUUCCAUCCUCGACCCCCGGACUGGACAAAAAAUGGUGGAGUGGAACCAGCUAGAUGUGGCAUCGUUCUUGGAGCAAGUGACCGGCUUCCUGGCAGAGCACGGGCAGCUUGACGGGCCAUCCUGCCACGCACCUCCUGCCAAACGGGCUCGCUCUGAGAGUCUGAUAGAUGCCAGUGAAGACAGUCAGCUGGAGGCAGCAAUCCGAGCCUCCCUACAGGAGACCCACUACGAGUCUUCAAAUGUCCCAGAAGUUCCUGAUUCCCCUCGAUCAGAUGACGAAUCGGAUGCAGAACCUUUCUCUGACAGCGAGGGUCCUAUCUCUGUUGAUGGCUCAGACAGUGAAACGCCAGCACCCCAUGAAGAGAAAAGUUCUACCAGCAAGCAUGCUACGGUCCCUUCAGCCACAGUGGCACAGCAGCGUCUACAUCCCGACAGUUCGACUUCCUCCCACAGAAAGUCUCCAUACAAAGAAAACAACCACAGUCACAAGAAAGAGGAGAGCAAAAAGAACCACCUGGAGCCCUCGGCUGCUGGUCCUCGUCAUCCUCAACCUGGCCCAGAUUCAGGGGACAACCACUGUCCCUCGGCAGCAGAAAACGCUGGAGUGGCGAAGACCAGCACCACCAACGCCUCUGACGUGGACUGUCCUGAUGACAAUGGUCCCAAAGCCAGGUUGAUGCUCCGUUACCCAGAUGGACAGAGAGAGCAAAUUUCCUUGUCUUCUAAAGCAAAACUUUUGGCGCUGGUAAGACACGUCCAGUCCAAAGGAUACCCUAAUGAACGCUUCGAACUCGUCACCAACUUUCCUAGAAGGAAGCUUGCCCACUUGGACUAUGACAUCACGCUGCAGGAGGCGGGACUUUGUCCACAGGAGACUGUAUUUGUGCAGGAGAGGAACUAGCCUUUAAUCAGACACACUCACUUUUUGCUCCUCUGUAUCUCUCUGGUAGAUCUCACCCUUUCACCAAUCAUCUGGGACGAUGUUAUUGGCCUUGAUCCCGUAACCUUCUGUUCUCCUGGAAUUAGGCCCUGUUUUUUAUUUUUUUAUAUUUUUUGCCAAGACAACUCGUAGUGGAUGGACUUCUUUCCCCGCCACUCUACUAGUCUGAAUAAUGACAUCUCUACUGACAGCCUAAUCCCUUUGUAGUGCUCUACCACUGGCCAGUAAAGUGUUGCAGACUCCGGCAUUUAAAUGUGAUAUAUUCUGUUCUGAAGCAGGCUGCAGUUCUUUAUGAUCACUCAGGCACAUCAGGAUAGAAUAUAUAUAAUAUAGCUCAUAUUCAACUUAAAAAAACCAAACAAUGGAUCUCAAAUUUAUGAUGAGGCACCAGGGACUUGUAAAAAAUGUCAAGAGUUUAUUUUCUGCUUGUUAUUUCCUGUACCUGGAGAUUUGUUGUUCAUUCUGUCCCUAAAUUUGGUCUCUGACUCGGACAUUGUUUGAACAAUUAUAAUUAUUUGGACAGCAGGGGCACUCAGAAAAAAUGUCUACAAACUACAAACCAAGACAUUUUUCCACCAUCAGUGACACACUUGUGUAGGUCUGAGAGGAUUCGGGCUGAUCUACACAUUUUUAUUCAAGUUUCUAUUAGAGACUAGUAGAUUGUUUUUUGGAUUUCAACUUUUGAUACAGAAAGGAAUCAAUGAAGGGUGGUCUCAUCAGUCGGACCUACACUGUACAGAGAUGGCUUAGAGAGACUGGUAUUUAGCUGUAGUCUUUGUUUCUUUUCUGUUUUUUUAUAUGCUGCCAAGAAAAUAUGCUGAUGUUGAAAUAUAACCACCAAAACAAAGGGAGAUUCUGCUUGGUCUUUUGUUAAUUUACUUUACUCUAAUUAACUGGUUAUUGAAAGAAACCUCAUAACUUCAGUGUCACUUACGUUAAAAAACCAAAGCAUUAAUAAAACUAUGGCGUUCAGUAGAGCGUGUACCUCCACCAAGGCCCAACAGUCCCCUUAAACUGAAACGUCUUAAAGCCACACACUGGUGACGGUUACAGGUUUCUAGCCCUAUUCAUUUCCAUACUGCAGCUGAAAAAGCCCCCGAUGAAACCACAUCUAUAUUCACAAGAUCCAGAUUUUUAUAAAGAGCUGCGAAAUGUUGUAAAAACACUGAUAUGGCAAAUUUUUUCAUGCAUUAUUUUCAGUACUGGCCAGUAGCGGUUGAAUGCUAACAUUAGCUGUUGUCUCAUGUUAGCUAUAGAGCUAUUAAAUAUAUCGUUCAA
Paralichthys olivaceus (Japanese flounder) is the source of this 2966-nucleotide messenger RNA. RefSeq names its product UBX domain protein 7 (gene ubxn7). Gene Ontology annotation, biological process: proteasome-mediated ubiquitin-dependent protein catabolic process. Gene Ontology annotation, cellular component: nucleus. Lineage: Eukaryota; Metazoa; Chordata; Actinopteri; Pleuronectiformes; Paralichthyidae. Gene Ontology annotation, molecular function: ubiquitin binding. The record is from RefSeq and is a predicted model, not a curated record.